This is a messenger RNA of Coniophora puteana RWD-64-598 SS2, 714 nucleotides long. Its product is annotated as thioredoxin-like protein. The coding region runs from base 1 to 714 and encodes 237 amino acids. The record is from RefSeq and is a predicted model, not a curated record. Gene Ontology annotation, cellular component: cytoplasm. The transcript is spliced from 4 exons. NCBI's taxonomy places the organism in Eukaryota, Fungi, Basidiomycota, Agaricomycetes, Boletales, Coniophoraceae.
AUGAGCUCUUCUAACAAGCAGAUCACUCUCUACUACUCCAAGCUGAGCGUCUACGUCCAAAGGGCGUCAAUGGUCCUCGAAGAGGCCAAAGUCAAUUACAAGAAGUAUCCCAUCCAAAUCUUCGCCCCCAAGCCCGACUGGUUCCUCGAAAAGAUCAACCCGAGAGGCCUUGUGCCUGCUAUCACCUAUGGCGGCCCCGACGUCCCUGGUGACCAGCCCUCGUCCGAGGCUACCGUUAUCAUCGAAACGCCCGUCAUCAUGGAGUUCAUCGCAGACCUUCACCCCGAGGCAAACCUGCUGCCCAAGGACCCCGUCGAGCGCGCUAAGGUCCGCCUCUUUGUCGACGCUGUCAAUACGCACUUCGCGUCGACCUUCGUCGGCUUCAUCGUGAAGGGCGACUCAUACCAGACCGUCAUUGACGGUGCGCGGGCUGUACAGAAGCUGCUCCCCGACCACGGCAAGUGGGCGAUCGGAAACCAGUUCACGAUUGCCGACAUCGCUCUUGCCCCGUUCAUCUCGCGCAUCGAGCUUGCAAGCAAGCGCGGGGUCGGUAAAUACGCAGCGGGGGAGAACAAGCUCGUGCUCGACGCUCUGAACUCGCCGGAGUUUGCCAAGUUGAAGGCGUACAGUGCGAACUUGCAAGAGCGCCCGAGCUUCAAGGCCACGUUCGAUGGGGAUUAUAUCAUUGGGGAGCUGACGAAGCUCCUCGCUUGA